CCCUGGGGUUUAAAUUGAAUUGAAUGAGCUUGGUGCUAUACUUAUCAUAGCUGGCCUCUCACAUAUAUUCAUCUCUCUCUUGCUUUCUUUCUCAGUCUUUCCCCAUUUGUUACUUCUAAGACGUUCAGCCUCUUGUUGGAUUUCUUGUAAAAGAAAGAAUCAUAGACGUUUGAGGAUACAGCUGGAGGCCAUCCACGGAAUAGCUUUGUAAAUAUCUGGUUUCCACCUGAUCACUCACUGGUGUUGCUGAUCUGUUGGAUCCUCCGGUCUGAGUGCUGCCUGCCCUGGCUGUGCAGCUGCCUUCCUCUCUAACAGGAGUGAGUGCUGAGGACUUGUGCUCAGCGGGGGUUUAAUAGGACAAGAAGCUAGCAGUCACCAUGCUGCGGGAAGCUGUAUCAAACAUGUUAAAACUCUACAGUUCUCUACAUUCGAGAACUGAUCCCCGAAUCAGAGACUACCCACUGAUGCAGGGCCCCAUUCAGAUGACCACCAUCCUGUUGGCCUAUAUCGUCCUCUCAGUGUACAUUGGACCUCGCCUUAUGGCAAACCGCAAGCCCUUCCGUCUCAACACAGCCAUGAUUGUCUACAACCUCAGCAUGGUUUUACUGAACGGCUACAUAGUAUAUGAGUUCUUGAUGUCUGGAUGGGGCACCACCUAUACGUGGAGAUGUGAUCUUAUUGACACCUCAGAGAGCCCGCAGACCUUUCGGAUGGUUCGAGUGGCUUGGUUGUUUUAUUUCUCAAAAUUCAUCGAACUCAUUGACACAGUAUUCUUUGUGCUGAGGAAGAAACAAAACCAGAUCACGUUUCUCCAUGUAUUCCAUCACUCCUUCAUGCCCUGGACGUGGUGGUGGGGCGUCACCUUGACUCCAGUUGGAGGAAUGGGCUCCUUCCAUGCCCUGGUGAAUUCAACUGUCCACGUUAUUAUGUACUUCUACUAUGGACUAUCUGCUGCAGGACCUCGCUUCCAGAAAUACCUGUGGUGGAAGAAGUACAUGACCGCCAUCCAGCUUACACAGUUUGUCCUGGUCUCCAUUCACAUCAGCCAGUACUACUUCAUGGAAAAGUGUGACUAUCAGGUUCCCCUUUGGAUCCACCUCAUUUGGAUGUAUGGCGUCUUCUUCUUCCUCCUCUUCUCCAACUUCUGGAUUCAGGCCUACAUAAAGGGCAAGCGGCUCCCUACCACAGAGGACAAGCCAAAACAGAACGGCUCAGCCAAUGAACCCAUCGCUGUGGUGUCCAAUGGGAAACACCUGGAGAAUGGGAGUGCGCACCGCCACACCAACGGCAAAAUCCUCCUGGGCAAAGUAAAGGAAAUCUGACUUUGUGACUCUGAAACUGAGGAGGCUCUAUAGCGCUACCUUGAAUAUGUCGUUCAUUCAUAUCUAGAAGCAUAUUGGAACGGCACAUAUUUCAAUAUGCUACUUCUACACUCCAUAGCCUCUAUAUAAGCCUUGUUUUUCUUGUGCACACUUGUUGGGAUAUGAAUGGCAUAGUGUUUUGCCGGUGAUCUCUACUUGCCACACUGUGUUUGUUAGUUGUUUUAUGAAAACUAUUAACUGAUGAACACUGUAUGAAGAUUGGUGCUCAUUUUCUCACUGAUAGUAUUCAGGCAUGACUGACACUACCUACUGUUCAGCUGGCAUGACCCUUGUUGCUUGGGAGUAUCGCACAUUUUCCACUGAAGGCUAGCACAUGUAAAUAACUGCAACUAAAACAAAGUUCAUUGUAAAUGUUGAAUAUUUAGGGUUAUUUUCUGUUUUUAUUUAUCUUUUGAAAUAAAACACAUUUUAGAUAAA
Molecule: messenger RNA, 1799 nt
Organism: Micropterus dolomieu (smallmouth bass)
Lineage: Eukaryota; Metazoa; Chordata; Actinopteri; Centrarchiformes; Centrarchidae
Gene: elovl1a
Product: ELOVL fatty acid elongase 1a
Exons: 8
Coding region: 378-1322 (314 amino acids)
Biological process (GO): sphingolipid biosynthetic process; fatty acid elongation, monounsaturated fatty acid; fatty acid elongation, saturated fatty acid
Cellular component (GO): endoplasmic reticulum; endoplasmic reticulum membrane
Molecular function (GO): fatty acid elongase activity
Source: RefSeq, a predicted model, not a curated record